Messenger RNA from Neopsephotus bourkii (Bourke's parrot), 1925 nucleotides. It is a transcript of the gene NUBPL, whose product is annotated as NUBP iron-sulfur cluster assembly factor, mitochondrial. Gene Ontology annotation, molecular function: 4 iron, 4 sulfur cluster binding; ATP-dependent FeS chaperone activity; ATP binding. NCBI's taxonomy places the organism in Eukaryota, Metazoa, Chordata, Aves, Psittaciformes, Psittacidae. The record is from RefSeq and is a predicted model, not a curated record. The coding region runs from base 78 to 1064 and encodes 328 amino acids. The transcript has 11 exons. Gene Ontology annotation, biological process: mitochondrial respiratory chain complex I assembly; iron-sulfur cluster assembly. Gene Ontology annotation, cellular component: mitochondrion.
GGGCUCGGCUCAAGGGGCGGGCCGAGGCGUGGCGAGACGGCGCCAUCUCAGCGCGCCGGGGCGGGCCGGCGACGGGUAUGGGGGCUCCUGCUUGGCGCUGGGCACUGCGCGCUGCCAGCUUCCCCUUCAGCGGCGGGAGGUCUUCAGCAACGCCGCGGCGUGACCCAGGCUGCGGACCCGCCGUUUGCACCGCUCAGUUUGCCGACUCCGCGUCCUCAGGCUCCAGGGAUGAGGCUCUAAGGGACAAACGUGCCCGGAUCCUGUCACGCGGGCUGCCGAAACAGAAGCCCAUAGAAGGAGUUAAGCAGGUGGUGGUGUUGGCUUCUGGAAAAGGGGGAGUUGGAAAAUCAACAACAGCAGUAAAUAUAGCCCUCGCCCUAGCAGCAAAUGAUCCGACAAAAGAAGUUGGUUUGCUUGAUGCAGACAUAUAUGGACCUUCAAUUCCAAAGAUGAUGAACUUAAAAGGAAAGCCAGAAUUAACACCAAAAAAUCUGAUGAGGCCCCUUAAGAACUAUGGAAUCGCAUGCAUGUCUAUGGGCUUCUUGAUAGACGAGACUGCCCCUGUUGUGUGGAGGGGACUCAUGGUAAUGUCAGCUGUUGAAAAAUUGUUGAGACAGGUCGACUGGGAUCAACUGGACUAUUUAGUAAUUGACAUGCCACCUGGGACUGGAGAUGUACAGCUGUCAGUCUCACAGAAUAUUCCAGUUGCAGGAGCUGUGAUCAUCUCCACUCCACAAGACGUGGCUCUAUUGGAUGCACGCAAAGGAGCUGAAAUGUUUAGAAAAGUUCAUGUGCCUGUUUUAGGACUGAUUCAAAAUAUGAGUGUUUUCCAGUGUCCCAAGUGUAAGCAUGAGACGCACAUUUUUGGAGCUGAUGGUGUAAGAGAUCUAGCAAAAACCCUUGGAUUGGAUAUUUUAGGAGACAUUCCACUGCAUGUUAAUAUACGGGAGACAUGUGAUUCAGGACAGCCUGUGGUGAUCUCGCAGCCCCAGAGUGAUGCUGCUAAAGCCUAUCUAAAGAUAGCUAUGGAAAUAGUAAGACGACUACCAGUACCUCCUGCUUGAAGUGUUUAUCACUGAAACUUAGCAAAAAAGCAAAACUUUUGGUGUGACCAGUCUAGAAGAGUCCUGCUACCUAAUAAUGUGGAUGCCAUAUUUUAGUUCUAAGAACUUUUUUGGGAAUUAAUUUACCAGAGGUUAAGUUACUGUUGUGGUAUUUACUGUUUUUCAAAUCAUUGUUUGGGCAUGUCCAAAAGGAUUAAAAUAUGCAAAAGAUGAUAGACAGUAUUCAACUGCUGGAUUGUAACAUCAUCAAGCAAGACGGGAUGGAGUACAUUUUUCACAUGUGUCCUGUUUUAAAGUCAAGAAUGAAAAACAGCUACUCCAGCCAAGCAGAAUGAUGAGAGGAAUGCCAAGACAUAAUUCCUGCUUAAAAAAUGGCAUUUGCAAUACUUCAAUUUUUGUCAAGUUGGGUUCAGCUUUUUACUGGGUUAACUACCAAGGUGCCCUUAAGCUCUGCAAAAUUUGAAGAAGCAAAUAGUUACGUAACUGCAAUACUUCUGUGUGUUCAUCUUUGAAGAGAAUUAAAAAAAAUCCAUGUAUACUCUGAAGAGGUCUUGUUGUGGAUCUUGAGCAGAUUCAUCCGUUAGCGGAUAAUGUUCGAUCAUGAGGCAAUUCAAGUUUAGUGGAGAACGGAUUACAUGACCCUGAGGCUUAUUUCUUGGCUGCUUUGCAUUAUAAUGGACCCAGCCAGAAGACUGGUAACCAAGGUCUUCACUGAAAGCCGUGUGUUGUGCCUGAGCUCAGUUUGCUAGGGGAUGCAAAUGAUCACGAUAAAUUAAAUUUAUGAUUGCAUAUUCCUGUCAUAGUGCAGCAACUUGGAAUUUGAAUAUAAAGAUAUUUUUGAAGAAAAAUGUGGUCUUCAAA